GCUACGCACGCAUCCUUUCUUUCACAAUAGUCGUACUCCUCUAUGAUUUUGUCCCAUAAGAAUUUCUCUUCUCCUUCAACUCUCCAAUCAAAGCUAUUUUCGAGUUUAGAGACAACUUGAACCCAAGAUGUUUGCUAGAUGAUGAUUCGGAGAUGUUGUUGGAUACAGAGAUUUUGAGAUGUCGUCGAUUAGCCCGAGUCCCUGAAUCUGCGUGGAUGUUGGAAUUCGUCGAGGAGUAGAGCUGUUCGAGUGCCUGGUCCAUUUGUUGGUCACAUCUUGAAGUUGUGUUUGGAGCACAGAUCUUGCAUGCCCCGUAAAUCAGAUAGAGAUUUCUCAGGACUGCCUGGGUCUGUGCAUUAGCGUAUGAUGUUGCUGUGGUGGUGAAAGAGAUUGCUUCCACGAAGUUGCCUGUGUGGGUGAGGAUCGCACCACCGGAGCUCUGGCCUGCGUUGUAGUAGCCUUGAAUGCACAGACUGAGAGUAGAUACUAAGGAUAAGGCCAAGGCCUGAGACGAUGAUGAUGGAGUGGAACGCGUGCCAAGAUGAGUUAACGGGAACGACCUUGGCGGCUUUUAGCUAGAUUGAUAGAUUGCUUUAAAGUGGGAUGACGAUGAGGAUGGCGCACGUCGAAGACGCAGAGGAAGCUUGUUUGCCAGAUCUGGACGACGGCGCUUAGAUCUGUACGGCUCGUUUGCCAUGCCGAAGACGUAUAAGCCCUGGGAUGGCGACUUUGCUUCCAGACCGGAUGUCUAUGGAUGGAGAUUGUACGGCGGGCGGUGGCUGGACGACGGGCAGUAGAUCAACUUCGAACGACGCCUUCGCAGUCUAGUCGGGUGAACACCUGCCCCAGGGCAGAUUUCUGGGUCGGCGAGUGUGUUCCAAGGCCGGAGCUUUUGGAAGGAGGCGGCGCUGGACGGCGGCUGAACGGCGAAGCGGCUGGACGUUGGGGUGGCUGCUCUCGUACAUGUGGUUGGAGGUUGAAGCUAGGGUUGUUGAAAAUGGGUAGGAGGUUGGGGUUUUAUAGAUACAAACUAAAGGGUAUAUUUGUCCACCUAAAUUAAUUAUUAA
Cuscuta epithymum is the source of this 1067-nucleotide messenger RNA. The record is from the annotation of a GenBank genome assembly. Lineage: Eukaryota; Viridiplantae; Streptophyta; Magnoliopsida; Solanales; Convolvulaceae.